AUAUUUAUUUAGCUUGUUAUCUGUCCAUCUGAUCAAUUUAUCUGUGACAGAAAAUCUGUAAAGAUAACGAUCGUAUGUUUUUCCCUGACUUAUAAAUAAAUAUUUUAAUUAUUAUUUUACUUUGUUUCAGCAAAGAUAUGAGUUCAAAACUGUUAAUUUGAAACUAUAAAUCAUAAAACUUAAACUUUUAAACAAAUCGUAAAUCAUGCUCUACUCAAAAUUCAAUUUAUCCAGACUUGUAAAAGAUAUACAUACGAGUACAUACAGUUAUGGUCGUAUAAAUAGUAACACUGCCAACGGUCCUUGACAUUAUGUAAGAUACUUCACCGCAAUCUUUUUUUUUUUGAAAUUAAACAAUAAAUAAGACAACAAUAUGUUCAACAAUUUAUCAUUUCUUAAAAAAACAAUAUAAUCCCACUACACGAGUGCAGUUUCAUUAUUACAUUACGGACAAACAUUUAAAUCAGUUUUAAGAUAUGAACAAUAACGGUCAACUAAUUAGAAACAACAACAGAAAAGUAUAAAAAACAAUAUUUUUUAAAGUAUUAUUACUUAGUAUUGUUAUUUAAGAAAUAGCUACUAUCCACAGCCUACCAAUAGUUAUGAUUAAUAUUUAGUGGCGUAUCCCUUAUUUUCAAUAACAGCAUUGCAACGACGUGGCAUUGAUUCAAUCAAUUUCAUACAUUUUUCUAGGGGGAUUGAAUUCCAUGCUUCAACAAAUCUAUACUAAUAUAUAAAUCUACAGUGGUUUUUACUUUGUAUCCAUGCAGAAAAUACAUGUACUUAAUGGAUAGGCUAAUAGUUAUAUGAGUGUUGGACUUCCUACACCAGUUGCGGGGGCGUUAAUGUUGAAAAUCUUUGUGGAGGUGAGAAAUAAUAAUGUUAAUUUUAAAUGCCCAGCGAAACGGACGGGUACAGCUAGUUAUUCAUAUAAUUCAUCUUGACUGGUGUUACGUUUGUUUAAGACUUUCUUUUUAACAAUAUACCAGAGAUUUUCUAUCGGGUUUCAAUUCGGACUAUUUGCUGGCCAGUCUAACACGGAUAUACGCUGUUCGCUAAGGAAACAUUUGACGCUAUUGGCCGUGUGUUUAGGGUCAUUGUCAUGCUGAAAGAUUCAGGUUACAGGCUAAUGAUCGUGCGAGUAGGGAAUCAUUGUGUACUCUAAGAUGUUUUUGUAUUGCCAUUGAUCCAUUGUACCUUCAAUCUUCCGAACGGGUCCAACUAAACAUUCGGAAAAACAUCCCCAAGCUUUAAUGCUACCGUCACCGUACUUGACCUUAGUCCUUGUGUAUUUAUAAUUAAAAGCAUUGUUUACAGGACGUCUAAAUAGCGCUUUCCAUUGGAAUUUACCAUAUUUAUUUUUGUUUCAUCUGAAAAUAACAGUUUUUUCCAUUCUCGUACCGUCCAGUUAACAUAUUUUUUAGUAAAUAAUAAUCCCCUUCUCUCGGUGUUGCUUGGUAAGAAGCGGUACCUUUCGAGAGGUUCUUUCAAACAAUUUAGCUUCCACUAAUUUUCGGCAUGUCAGUGACUUCAAGAGAUGUUUCUCGGGUCACAGGCGAAAAACUUCAUUUUUAAUCUGGCUGGAGCUUUUAAUUGGGUCUUUUUUAGCGAUUGAACGACCAACGAUUAGCGUAUCUUUUCUGGGAAAAGUUUUGUCUUGGCCCAAAUUUCCUUUGGCCUUUUUAAAAACAUUUUCAGCAGUUCCAUGUGUUUUAUAAUGAUCAAUUGCAUUAAAAACUUUCUUAACAAUUUAAAUGCUCAGCUAUUCUUCUGUACGCCCACUUAUAAUCAAUAUGUAAAUUAACAAUUAUUUGCCUAGUUGACGUGUCCCAACUUUUAUUUUUGCGCAUUUUGAACAAAAUAAAAUUCAAAUUAUAUUUUGAAUUGCUGUCAAAAUAAUAAUAAAAGGCAAGAAAGAAAUGUUAUUCUCCAAUUUCAAAAAAGAACGAGCUAUGGAUGCUUUUUUAAAUUGUUUUUAAUUAGGCGUCCAGUAUAGUUGUUGCAAAGUACGAGCGCGCGUGGAUUUUAUUUGUAUUUGUAAUCGUAAAUACACAUUUUCGUUAGUGUGUGUACCCGACGGAACGGUCAGUAGCGACCGGACCAAGCACUGAUCCCUGGGGUCCGGAGGAGUUAAUACUAAAGAGCUUCGAACAGUUUGACUUGGAAUUUUCAGUGUUUUAAGUAGGAGUUCAGGAGCAUGAAAAAAGAAUUCGGUAGGAGGGUUUUCAAUUUAUAUAGUAAUCCCUUAUGCCAGACUUUAUCGAAAGCUUGUUUUAUGUCAAUAAAUGCCGCAGAACAGUAUUCCUUCUUUUCUACGGAUUGUCGAAUCUUGUGAACUACUCUGUGUACUUGUUCGACAGUAGAAUGCUUUGCCCGAAAUCCAAACUGAUGAUCCGGUAUAAUCUUUUCCUAAUCAAGAAGCGUCUUCAGUCUUUUUAGAAAUACCAUUUCUGCACGGUUAGGUACCACCACCUUGCCUAUUUCUAGCGUGAAGCAGUAAUGCGUUUCGGGUUUGAAUGGUAGGGCAGCCGUUGUAUUGUUAAAACUGAGACUUAGAACAUAUAUCUCGAGGUAGGUGGCAUUUACAUCGUAGGUGUAUAUGGGCUCCGGUAACCACUUAACACCAGGUGUGCCAUGAGCUCGCCCAACCGCCUAAGCAAUCAAAAAAAAACUUUCCUUUUUUUCAUACUGCUCUAUAAGAAUGUGGGUGAUCUUAGCAGCCCCAGAAUGGGGAGAAUGUUAAUGGAGUGAAGGGGACGGUGUUAGUUUGUAGAACCGAUCGGUACCUCGAUGCCGUGAAGUUCAUGCUUCGGUCCUAAUAACCGCAAGGUUGGUGGGACCAUGGGAGGUGGUGGGAAUGCUCCAUAAGUCAUCACUCACUUUGAUAAUGAACUAAUCACUCCUAUUAAAAGUGGGUCGUCAGUUUACAUAGCAACUGAGUCCCCGACCUAGCUAGACAUAAUUAUCUCAAAGAUCCUAGCGGCAUUAGCAUUGUGAUAUCUAAGGGGCUACAGCAAAUAUUUCAUAUCGGGUGGAUUGUAAGCUCGUCUGCCCAUUAAUAGCAAAAACCGAUCUUGAGGCAGGUAGUUAUUUUUCUUAUUUGUGUACAACAUCAGGCUGCGGCUAUUGUUUAGUGAUAGGGGCAUUAACCGCUUAACAAAAGGUGGGGUGGGAGCCCAUCUACGACAGUAAAUUGAAAACCUAUUAAUUCUUUAACAUAAAAUUUGAAAUGAGGUCUUACAUUAUUAUAUUGAAGUGCGAUAAUUACACUUGUUAGCCUUCAAUCAGCUCAGUAUUCGUGUUGCUUGUAAUGUUUAUUCUAAGAACUAGUGUACAUUUAAAAUUAUAAAUAUGGACACAACUAUCUAGGUGUAAAUGAUUUUGGGACUUUUUACUUUACUUGCUUGUUUAAUGUGUAUCAUAAAUAUUAAUGACUUGAUAAAAUCGGUAUUGAUUUUUUAGAAAAAAACUAAAGACAAUCAACUUGUAAUAAAAAGUCAAGUAUAAUAAUUAAGACCAUCACUUAGUUUUAAAAGGAACAGAACACACCUACUAAAAAUUAGAAGUUUAGAAAUUGUAAAAAUUAUACAGAAUCUUCUCUGGUUUAAAUAUAAAUAGAGUUGAGUACAUUUAACUCAAUUUUUCAAUGAAAUUACGUUCGGCAUAAAUCCCAGCUGGAUGAUGGUAUCACCAGACCGAUGUAGCGCUACUCCAGUGAGCCAAGUGACAUCGAUCCGCGACUUUUGUAGGCAUAGAUGAAGAAACGAUCUCGCGAUUCAAUUCACGGUAGAAGCUGUUAUAAGCGCGUGCUGGUUCCAUGUUUGGCUUUUUGAAUUUGGUCGUCUAAUUUUGACUACGUAGUCUUUAUAAUAGACUUUGAUAACGCUUCGCUAGGUUCAAAGAACGACGUGUGAUCGCUGUUUCUUGUUACAGCGAAAGUUGUAUCAAAUUGAUGAGGUUCUUUUUAAUUGGGAGAUUUUUAUUAUUCUCGAGAAACGUCAAACCAUUAUAUUAAUUACAUAAAGUGCUUAUUUAUACAGAUCUUUUUCAAUCUUAAAUAGUGUAAGCGUCAAACGAAAUACUGCAUUGAUAGCCUAAUGUUAAUAAUUUAAUGUCAUAAUUUCGAAAAACUUGUAUUAUGUAACGAUUGUAAAAUAUAUUAUUAACCAACUGUGCUAACGAAUAUUCUGAACAUAAAUUAGUUUUGGUUAAACUUUCGAACUUACAGAAUAUAUUAUUAUGUUAUACAUUAUUUACACUAGUCAAUACGACUUAAAAAGCUUAGGAGCUUUAUUGCCCUUUUAGGUUACUACGUGACAUAGAUGACGAAUCUGCGCUACGCAGAUGACACAACUCUGCUUGCCAUAACAGAAGCAGAGAUGACAGAGCUUUUGAACACAUUGAUGGAGCACAUAGGGUUGGAGAUGGGACUCCGUCAUCAACAGAUUCAAAACUAAAAUCAUGGUCGUUGAUCGCACAAAAAAGUUGGAGCUUAGUGGAGCACUAAAUCAUGAGCUUGUUGACAACUUUAUUUACCUAGGCUCCGACAUUAACAAUACCGGAUCCAGCGAACCUGAAAUACGACGGCGUAUCGGAAAGACAAAGGGAGCCAUGACCCAGCUCGGUAAAUCUGGAAGGACCGUAACAUUACCCAGAAAACAAAGAUAAAACUGGUACUCACUCUGGUCUUUUCCAUUUUUCUAUACGGAGCGGAGACCUGGACCCUUAAGGCGGCUGAUCGCAAACGCGUGGAUGCUUUUGAGAUGUGGUGCUGGAGAAGAAUGCUCCGGACACCUUCGACAGCGUAGAGAAGCAAUCUAUCUAUUUUUGACCAACUACAGAUCAAGACAAGACUGUCCACACUCUGCCUUCGCCGUGCACUCGAGUACUUCAGUCAUAUUGCUCGGAAAACACCGGAUAGCUUAGAGAGACUAUUCGUGACAGGGAAGACCGAAAGAAAGAGCCCGCGCGAGCGCAGUCCGACAAGGUGGUUCGACCAAAUCCGCACCACACUAGAGAUACCAUUUCACGACGCCCUUUAUGCGGUCAAUGAUCGGAGGUGCUGGCGGGACAUUACAAGGAGUAAAAUCCUGUCGAAAUAUAACGUCACGACCCUCAGCAGUGAGGAAACGACGCGAGGAGGAGGUCACUACGUACUAAUUUAUUGUUGCAAAAAAGUGAACGUUUCUCUAUAAUGGUUUGAUUUUGAGAUGAUUAAUUGUGUAUUUUACCUAUUUGUCUGUAUAUUUCACGACCUCACAAUAACUACACACUUGAUAUUUGCAAAUGUGAACAUUUUUAUUAUUAUUGACUCACCAGUGCCUACAUGAAACGGGUUUUCCCCUACUUCUUAAGUUAAACUUAAUCUGCUCGACCAUAUAUUUAGGAAGGACCACUUAGAUUAGAAAUUUCGGGGAUCACACUCGGGUAGAGUUGACGUCAGAAUUAAGCGAUUAGUCUUUACGGACGACUGUCGCUCAAAAAGGUUUUCAAUAAAUUGGGAUGGAUACGGGAUAACAAUCAGAAAUCAGACAAGGACAUGUGACUCGAAACAAGUCCAGCCGCGCGACCAUCUCAUUUAAACAACAGGUGUUGUUGCUACCACUUCAGUCAGACUAGUGGAAGUUUAGUUGAGCUGAUAGGACGAUCACCACUAUAAACAGCAUUUCGGAAUACAGCUUAUGUUUACCAAAACGGUUUUCUCAUAACUCGUUCAUAACACGACUGCUGUAUUGCAAAUUCGGCGCUCAAGGUUAUCCGACUCAAACUAACUUUUCGACGUUCCCAAUCAACUAGUAACUAGCGCGCUAGCUGUCUUAACCGUAAGAAGUUUAAAUAGACAAUAUUCUUCCCUUUCAUGUAAAUUAUUACGAGUUUCCUUAAUUUUAUAUGAAUAGUAAAUAGAAAAAACUAUAUAAUAAUAAUAAUAAUAAAUAAUAUAAUAUUUUACAUACGCUGUAUAGACGAAAGAAGCUUAGAGAACACUCCACGCUCGGUAGGCGCGUCGACCUCGAUGCUCUCCGCCAUCAUAGUUUUUUGCACGUCUUGCGAUUUGGGAUUCCCGAUGAGCGCGAUCUAUGAUAACCCCAAAAUAAUAACUAAAAGUACGUUUAUCUAUUCCAUAUUGAGAUUCUUUUUACUGAGAUCACUGAACUAUAAUGUCGAUUUACAAUCUUCAAAAUUUCUAAUACGUAAUCUGAGUCAUAGCACUGCACUAUUUUAGUAUGUUGUGCAUUCGCUGAAGUUUCUAAAUAUUAUCUAUACAUUAUUAAAUUAUUAUCUAUACAUAUGUUAGCUUAAAUAUUGUUUAAGAUUAAUGGACUUCAUCGUUAGCCUUUGCGCGUUUGUUAGACGGAUUUAACUCGUAGUGUACAUAUCUACAUAAAAAACUCAGACUAGAGUGAUUAAGAUUCCUUUUAUUUAUAAUAUUAUACACUUAACUGGCAUGCGCUACUUAUUAUGCAAAAUUAUUGAUAAAAUAAUAUAUGUAACAUUUCCAGUCAUUCAAGAUUAUUUUAGUUACUCAAAUCUUGGAAACUUGUAAUUGGACUUUUUUUUUCAUUGUGUAACUAGUAAAAAUAAAAUAAAAGGAGAAACUGAAAAGCAAACAAAUUAAAUACAGCUACGAUAGUAUUUUAUAUUUUCGUGAUUUUAUAACGAGUUAAUAAAUUAGCAAUAAUUUAUCCUUGGUCUUCUGUGACCGCGAAAAUUAAAGUAGCCGGAAAUUAUAAAAUAAAAAAUAAACACUACAUUAAGCCGAAAUACUUUCUUAAAAAGUUUUUUUUAAUUAAAUAAACAUAUGUUAAUUAACGGUUCACUGAGUUAUAAACACGCCGACGUUAAAUGGGAUAAUAUUUUAUUUCGUAUUAAAUAAAAAUAAAUAUUGAAUAGAAAUUUAGUAAACAGGGUCACCAGAUUAUCUGAAAAAUCUUGUGAGUGUAUAUUGGCAGAAGGGAAUCUUUUACCGGGCGCCAGCUUUUGAAAUGAAUAGUAGUAAGAUGUAGUUAGGCUUUCGUCAGAUUUGCAUAACAUUAAACUUCCUAAUUAAUGCUGUUUACGUGAAUGGGUCCUUAUAUUUAAGCGUAUUAAUUUGAUUUUCGUAACUACUUGACAUUUGUUAGAAGUUGAUGAAGAAUGCGUUUUAUUAUUAUAUAAAUUAAAUUAUUAUCAAUGUAAAAUAGCCCUGGUCGUCUAUAUUGAAUCCAUAAAGUUUGGAUCUUCAAAUUUAUAUUAUUGACUUGUUUUAGAUUUUCGUGAUCUGCACGCAUAGUUAAAAUUUAUCUAACACCUGGGCUCCUCCUAAUAUGAAGUUGAAAAUUCAAGUCAUUUGGCAGACAGCGGCUUGGCUGUCUCCUAGCUUUGCAGUCCAUGCGCAACGAACAAAACUCCUCAGUGUAAAAAAGUCGAAUAACCAAACAAAAAGUGGAACAAACUGCUAUACCUAAAGAUAAAUUAAACUUUAGAGUUAUUCUGUGCGAAAGCAUUGUAACUGUCAAUAUUUUUUAUAAAAUUAGACCCUAAAUAUAUAUGCCCUGUAAUAAUAUCAAUUAUAUUCACAUUUUGACGAUUUAUUGAUCACGAAAACUGUAAAGUAUUUGAAACGUCUGACUUUAUAAAACAAUAAUAAUAAUUUCCUUAAAAUAAUUUCGAUAUUUGGACUAAUUAUAAUAAUAUAUAGUUUUUGUUAACCUAUUUAUUGCCCACCUGAUAGAAACUGGUUACUGUCAAACAUCGAUAGAGGAUAUAUUUUGUUAGAUACACAAGACCGUCCGUUAUCUAAAUAAGUUUGAAAAUAGUUUUUAGUGAUUUACAAUAAUUUAGCUGUCUUUUGCCGAUGUUUAUGAAGAACGGUAGUCAAUUGAAAUCAUACCGAGACAUGUACAAGUAAUUGAGAUUGUCUUUUAUAUAAAACAAUAAUUUAUGAUCACUAAUUGACUAUUAUGUUUACACAUAUAUUACAAACAGUGUACGAUAAAUUGCGUUGUUUUUAGUUGUAUUUUGAACAUAAAAUAAAACAAUUACCGUCCUUAAAUUAAUUUCAAGUCCUCUGAAAUUAGGCUUUGUUUUUCUAGUUUUUAAAUAACGCAGACGUGCUCACGAAUCACUUCCACGAUUAAGGAAUAACGUUGUGUAAGAAAAACCAAUUUGGUAAAAAUUAUAAUUUGCGUAAAUCUUAGUGGUAGGGCGUAUGUAAGCACUCAGGGAUUCCAGUUUGACGGGAAUAGUCGAUUCAACAACACAAUACAAUUCUACAAAGACUACGACCUCAUGUCUUGUGAGUCCACGCGGGUAGGUACCACCACCCUGCCUAUUUCUGCCGUGAAGCAGUAAUGCGUUUCAGUUUGAAGGGUGAGACAGCCGUUGUACUGUAAAAACUGAGACCUUAGAACUCAUAUCUCAAAGUAGGUGGAGGCAUUGGUUGUAGAUGUCUAUGGGCUCCGGUAACUACUAAAUACCAGGCGGGCCGUAAGCUCGUCCACCCAUCUAAGCAAUAAAUAAAUAAGAAAUGUUCCAAGGUGGGUAGCGGCAUUCACGGUGUGAUCAAUGGGUUUCGGUAACAACCAAUAUGGUGAAUACCAAGUGGGCCGUGAACUUGUUCACCCACACCUAGACAAAAAUUAAAGUAAAAUAUGAUAUAGCUUCACACGGGUCUACUUACCAGCAGCGUGUUCUGAUGAUAGUCUAUACACUGAGAUAGAAUCUUAUGCUGAUUAUCUAAUUUUUUUUGUGAAAAGAUAAACUUAUGAACUCUUCAUUUAAUAUAAAAAUACAGAUCAGCUAUUCUUUGAAGCUGUUCCAACUAUUAAAAUGAUGUGAGUUAAAUCUAGGAUGUUUCCUAUAUGGGGGGGUAGAUUUCUAAUAUCUUAUUUAAUAUUUGGUAUUAUUGAAGUGUUAUAUUGCUUUGAAAUAUAUGAUAUUUGAAAAUAUUGUAGAAAUAUUCAAGACAUCAGCCUCGAUAUUAACGUAUCUCACGUGUCCACACAGCCCUCUGUAAGGGCUUUUCUACGGAUGAAUUUGGAUGAUUUUUGUGUUUUUGUUAAUUAUUUGUAAUAUGUACAAAGGAAAAAAGAAAUGUGCACUUAUAGAAAAAGUAUAAAUUGAUAUAAAAUUCAUCGUAAUCAUUAUCAUCAGCGCACAAUCGUUCACUGCUAUAGGAUAUAGGCCUCUCCCAAUCCACACCACCGAUAUAAAAUUACGUAUUGAUUAUUUUUUGUCCUUAUUUGAAGAUAAAUAUAGAACAUAAAUCAACGAAUCAUCUAGCUGUUAAAUAUAACGUAUGAAUAUCCUGCAAGCAGGUACUAUUGAACCCAGCAUAUAUAUUCACUUUUUUUCCCCUAACUAUGCUGAUAGCCUUGAGUUGAGAGGCCAUUUCAGCUUCUUCUUGAUGUGUUGGUGAGCUCACGGAGCUCAAACCGGAGUGUGCUAAUACUGGCCCUAACAAGAAUAGUGCUUCGCAGAAUCUACCACCGAAUCGGAAACGUGACCCACUGAGAAGAUCCGGCAAGAAACUCAAUGGUUUGUGCUUAUGAGUUAAUUUACUCGUCGCAAGCGACGGGCUCGACGGGGACGGUAACCGGGUAUAUUCACUAUUAAUUGACGAAUUAAACGAAUAAUAUACUGAGGCCUAACCUCCACUAACUGAUAUGAAAGGAAUACAAUACCGUUGACUUCGACUCUCAUGACCUAGAGUGGAUGAUUAUGUCUACGGACUAAGGCUAAGAUUUAAAGCUUAGCGGACUGCGAGCUCACCUGCAAAUAUACGGAAAAAAUAAACUCACUGGGUUUAUUCGGGUACCAAAUAUUGACAUACAUACGUGCUAACAGGUACACACAGAUACUACUAUGCUUAUGACAAACAUACAAGGUGUGUGGCGCAUUUACGUUGUAGAUAUCUAUGGGUUCCAGUAACCACUUAACACCAGGUGGGCUGUGAGCUCGUCCACACUAUCAAGGCAAUAAAAAAAAUAUAUAUAUUGAGGGUGGAUACUAAGUAUGACUGAGAAUCAAACCCAGACCCGGUGUAUCUACAGUAGUCACUUUCCAUUAAAAUAAGCAGGCGAUUAAAACCGUUUGUGAAAAAAUAGAUUAGAACUACGACCUGAUAUAUCACUCGAUAAAGGUACACUAGGCUAUUUACCUACAAAGCUAUAGAGACUAUUAAAAUGUUGAGAUACACUAUGUUAUAUUUCGCAUCCCAUAAAUAAAUGCGCGUAGUGUUGGUCUGCAGAUACCGUUGGUUCUUCAAGAUAACUGUAUAUGUACAUAAGUGCACCGCAAUUAACAAAAUAUCGAAGGCCAAGUAGCAUUCAUGAUAUCUAACAAGAUCAUAUUGUGAAUAACAAAAUAGGUGGCAAAAUAUAUGUAAAAUGAGUGUGCGUUGACCUUUAUAUCUGGUUAGACUGUUUAUUCUAGCUUCUUUCAGUUUUACUUCAAGACCAUGUAGUUAUUGAAAUAUUGAAGUAUUAGUUACACACUCAAUUAUCGCUGGUAUGCUAGACAGUGCUGCUGGGUUUGUUAAGGAAAAAUGUGCAUUGAUAUUGCUACUUGAAUACACAUAUCUGUACCGCUUCUAUUUUAUGGGAUUAAAAUAAACUUUUACGUUUUAAUCCCCUAUCUAUACCUUUAUUUUUAAAUUUUUGACGCAUUGCUAUUGUCGUUGAAUUGAAAAUUCAAAUUUUUGAAAAUUGCAUCCACUGCCAUUUUCGUUGUCAAGGUGACAAAUCUGUUAGUCGUCAAAAUUCUAAUACAACGCAAAAACUGACGAAUAAAUACUAAAGAAAACACAUUUACGACUGUCUCCAUUUCAUUGAACACGGUAAAAAAUAGUACAUAAGUUUCUUAAGUUUCAUGAUCAAGGAUCGAGCAAUUCUCUUAAUACUUUAACUAUCCCCUAUUAAAACCUGGAUGUUAGAAAAGUGUCAGACAUCUGUGGAAGAAAAGAAAUAGAAGUGCUUUCAAUAUUCAAGAAAUGACCCACAAUUAGUUCAAGCUUCAAGCCUUAAGUCAACUCACUCACAUAUUAUUAUGGAAUGAAUUGAAAUGUUGUCAAUACUAAAAUGUUAAAAUAUGUUAAUAAGAUGAUAAUAGAAAUGAAAUAAAAUGCUCUAAAUUAAUUCGUAUCACAUAAAAAGUUACAUUCUAGAUGGAUAUAUUUUGUCCAGGAUACCUGUACUUUAACAUAAUCUGUGGAUAAAAUAAAAUUGAUAAUUUAAUCCUAAAGGUUCAAACCAAGCAAAACAAAGAAAUAUAAUAAUAGUAUACCGAAGAAUUAAAGUUCUGAAACAUAAGCAAUCAAAGCUUUUGAUGAAAAGAUUCAGAGAGAACGAAUAACUGGACAUAACGGGACAACUCUUAGUUUUAAAAUGACCAAGAAUUUUUAUAAAUACUAUAUUGGGCAGAACACAAGUUCAUUCUUGUAAUGAACUUAAUCCAUGGAAUAACCGACACACCUAAUCUCUUAACCCAGAUUUAAAAAAAAUCAGCCCCUAAGUACACUACCAUGAACGAUGAAAUAUAAACCGUUUAUAAGAAAGCCCGCUCGUUCGAAUUUAGGUCCGUACUCUCCCUUAAACAGAAUCCUUUGGGACUACUAUAAUGUCCACGGUAGCGCGGUCUCCGUCAAUGUUCGUUCGGAGUUGUCCGAUUGCGCUGAACUAAUUUUAAGUGAACUUGAUGUUUUUUCUAACUGUCUCACAACUUACAGGAAAAAUCUGUCGCGGAUCAUUUCCCAAUUAAAUAUUAAUUAAUCUUAAGCAAUCAAUUAAAUGUAAUCAAAUCUUAGUUAUAUAAUCUUUUUAUUUUUGUUGUUAAUGCACUGUCGAUUGCACCUAUAAUUGAGGUGACAUCUGCCAUAAACUUUUGUCAGUUUGUCAAUGUUUUGUAUUGAUGAUCACUUUGUUGGUGCAACUUAAUAUAUAAAUACAUAAAUAAAAUAAAACUUGUGUUCAGACGUCAUCUGAGCCCAAAAUAUAUCUUUAUCAUCAUUAUUUUCUGAUCCAGAAUUCUUAGGUUAAUCUUUGAUUACAUAAAUUGACUAUGCCGAUGUUGUUGCUACCGUUCUAAAAGUUGUUUAUAACAAAUUAUGAAUAAAUUCAAAAUUUUAAAUUCAUUUAAAAUGUAUGUAAUACUAUAGACAACUUAAUAACGGGGGAAACAAGUGGAAAUUAUCUGGCUUAAAAUGUAUAUGUGUUUGUAUUGUAGGAUAUACCUUCGACUAUAUCAAUUUAUUAAAGUACGAUAGGUAACCCAGGUAGCCCACUAGCAUUCCGAUAGAGGCACCCGUCACGUGCGGACGUGCUCAUCGUCCACUCGAUCGCCCGGUCUUUGUUCGCCCGGCUUUUGUUAGCCCGGCCAUUGUUCGCGCGGCCUGUGUUCGUGAUACAUCUGCCGACCAAGUGUGUUUCCUGGAAGCUUUUAUUUGUUUUGUUUUAGUUAUUUUUGUGUUCGUGGAACAUUUGCCGACAAAGAGAUUUCCUGCAAGUAUUUAUUUGUUUUGUUUCUUUUUGUAAUUUCUGUUUUGUUGUGCUCUUUCUUUGUCCUGUAGUAAUCGCGCCGCAUUGCCACCUGUGUUCAAUAGAACCGCUCUAGGUCCGAGAAGUUGGGGCCUCGCCGCAAGGCGAGUGUUUUCAAGACCCGGGGCCGCCCCACCUGGGUACUCAGCGAUCAUGGACGCUGUAUUCGCGGAAUUCCUCCGACUUCGCCACCCACAGCUCGCCUCAGAGUUUCUGGCCUUCAAGGCCAAUCACACUGCGAGCCCUCUCGAGAACUCCGCCGCGCUCGCUGCUCCUGCGUCGCCUAUACCUGCGUGCAGAGCUUCUGCAUUGAGCACCGCAGCCUCUGUCGUGCCUGCCGCUCCCGUGUCGCCUAUACUGGCGAGAAAAGCUGCUGCGUCGUCCGCCGUGACCAUCGUUUCAGCUGAGCGAUCAUCCGCGGCCUCCGUCGCGCCCUCUAAAACACCUACACUUGCUCGUAGGUCGCCUGCACCCGCCUCCUCGUGCUCCGACUCUGACUCGGACAUGGAGGUCGACCUCGCCCCCGCCUCAUCGACGGAUGGAUUCACCCUGGUACAAAAGGGUAAGAAGCGUGCCGCGGAGUCUCGAGCUCCCGCGGCCGCUAAAAUUAGCAAAGCUGUGAACGCGUCGCGCCCCCGCCCUCAGACUCCCGUUGCGCCCCCAGCCCGUGCCACUCCGUCGCCGCGUCCGGUGGCACAAAAUAAAACCCAGACCCCUCCCCCGGUUAUCCUUCAGGAGAAGGCAGCUUGGGAUCGAGUUUGCCUGGCCCUUAAGGCCAAAAAUAUAAAUUUCACGAAUGCCCGUAACCUCGCGAACGGCAUUCAAAUUAAGGUUCAAACACCCGACGACCAUAGGGCCCUCUCUUCUUACCUCCGUAAGGAACGUAUAAGUUUCCAUACUUAUACGCUCCAGGAGGAGCGCGAACUCCGCGUUGUAAUACGCGGAAUCCCUAAGGAGUUAGAUGUAGAGCUCGUCAAGGCCGAUCUGUUAGAACAGGGCUUUCCAGUGAAUUCUGUGCACCGUAUGCACACCGGUCGCGGUAGGGAGCCAUAUAAUAUGGUUCUAGUCACCCUCCAGCCUACCCCCGAGGGUAAGAAAAUCUUCAACACACAGACCGUCUGUAGGCUCUCCGGUAUCGCCAUCGAAGCCCCCCAUAAAAAAGGCACUCCUAGCCAGUGCCAUAACUGUCAAUUGUACGGGCACUCUUCCCGUAACUGUCACGCGCGCCCCCGAUGUGUUAAGUGUUUGGGCGAUCACGCCACGGCCCUCUGCGCUCGCGACCAAAAAACCGCGACGGAACCGCCUAGUUGCGUCCUGUGUCGAACACAGGGUCACCCCGCGAAUUACCGUGGUUGCCCCCGAGCCCCUAAAAUAAAUCGCCGCGUCGCCCGCCAAAACCGCCUCCGAGCUUCCGGCCCAGACAUCAAAGCCUCGGCACCCUCUGCGUCGCAGGCUAAGCCAGCGUUCGUUCCGGCGGCGGUGCCCAGUGUCUCGGCCUGGGCAAAACCGCUGCCGUACACGAACACGGCUACAACUCCCUCCUCCGCAAAUCGUCCCGCCCCCGCGACUCGUCCCUCUCCCGCGACUUGCCCUCCGACCGCGUCCGAAAAUCUCGCUUUAGCGAUCGACUUCUUUCAGUCGAUCAACUUUGAGCGCGUUAACGCUUUGGGCGACGCCAUUCGCGCUGCCUCCACUGCACAACACUUUAUCGCCGUUGUGCAGGAAUACGCCGACGUAUACGCGUCAUUAAAUACGUACGUCCUCCCCUCACUCCGCCGGUAAUCAAUGGCGUAUAUAAGUAGAAUAAAGCCCCUAUCCGUAACGAUAGGAUUUUUUAACGCUUACGGUCUCGCAAAUCAACGUGAUCAGGUUUCUGACUUUUUGCGUGACCAUCAAAUUGAUAUCUUUUUAGUGCAGGAGACCCUACUUAAGCCCGCGCGCCGUGACCCUAAAAUCGCGAACUAUAACAUGGUCAGGAACGACAGGCUCUCUGCCCGUGGUGGUGGUACCGUCAUUUACUAUAGAAGAGCCCUGCAUUGCGUCCCGCUCGAUCCUCCCGCGCUCGCUAAUAUCGAAGCAUCAGUGUGCCGAAUCUCACUGACGGGACACGCGCCGAUCGUUAUCGCGUCCGUUUAUCUUCCACCGGAUAAGAUCGUUCUAAGCAGUGAUAUCGAGGCGCUGCUCGGUAUGGGGAGCUCUGUCAUUUUGGCGGGCGACCUAAACUGUAAACACAUCAGGUGGAACUCACACACCACAACCCCGAAUGGCAGGCGGCUUGACGCGUUAGUCGAUGAUCUCGCCUUCGAUAUCGUCGCUCCGCUAACCCCGACUCACUACCCGCUAAAUAUCGCGCAUCGCCCGGAUAUACUCGACAUAGCGUUAUUAAAAAACGUAACUCUGCGCUUACACUCGAUCGAAGUAGUUUCAGAGUUAGAUUCAGACCACCGUCCCGUCGUUAUGAAGCUCGGUCGCGCUCCCGAUUCCGUUCCCGUCACGAGGACUGUGGUGGAUUGGCACACGCUGGGCAUCGGCCUGGCUGAAUCUGAUCCACCAUCGCUCCCGUUUAACCCGGACUCUAUCCCGUCUCCUCGGAUACCGCUGAAGCCAUAGACAUCUUAACGUCACACAUCACCUCGACAUUAGAUAGGUCAUCGAAACAAGUUGUAGCGGAGGACUUCCUUCACCGCUUCAAAUUGUCCGACGAUAUUAGGGAACUCCUUAGAGCUAAAAACGCCUCGAUACGCGCCUACGACAGGUAUCCUACCGCGGCAAAUCGUAUUCGAAUGCGUGCCCUACAACGCGAUGUAAAGUCUCGCAUCGCCGAAGUCCGAGAUGUCAGAUGGUCUGAUUUCUUAGAAGGACUCGCGCCCUCCCAAAGGUCUUACUACCGCUUAGCUCGUACUCUCAAAUCGGAUACGGUAGUAACUAUGCCCCCCCUCGUAGGCCCCUCAGGCCGACUCGCGGCGUUCGAUGAUGACGAAAAAGCAGAGCUGCUGGCCGAUACAUUGCAAACCCAGUGCACGCCCAGCACUCAAUCCGUGGACCCUGUUCAUGUAG
Molecule: messenger RNA, 15569 nt
Organism: Bombyx mori (domestic silkworm)
Lineage: Eukaryota; Metazoa; Arthropoda; Insecta; Lepidoptera; Bombycidae
Product: zinc finger and BTB domain-containing protein 17
Exons: 2
Coding region: 12666-14294 (542 amino acids)
Biological process (GO): regulation of transcription by RNA polymerase II
Cellular component (GO): nucleus
Molecular function (GO): protein binding
Source: RefSeq, a predicted model, not a curated record